Molecule: messenger RNA, 1011 nt
Organism: Gilbertella persicaria
Lineage: Eukaryota; Fungi; Mucoromycota; Mucoromycetes; Mucorales; Choanephoraceae
Exons: 3
Biological process (GO): regulation of exocytosis
Cellular component (GO): plasma membrane; cytoplasm
Molecular function (GO): GTPase activator activity; syntaxin binding; myosin II binding
Source: RefSeq, a predicted model, not a curated record
AUUCACAUUGUGGAUAUCAGAGGCCAUUUGCAACUCGAGCCUACUGAAUAUCCUGUACAGGAGCCUGUUUUGACAAAAGAGACUAGCCAACAUUCCAUGGCUACUGCUUCAAGUGCAACAACGGAAAUAUCUGAAGAAACAACAGAAGCCACAAGCAAAAAUACUAGUAUGGUAAGCAAAAGCAGUAGCAAUGUACCAUCAAAGCGAAUGUUGGCCAUUGGUAAAAGCGAAUAUCGUCAGCAAGAAUAUCCUCAUUUUAUGGUCUGUGUAUUUGAGACGAGUGCGGAUGUAGUAUUGGCUGGAUAUAAUGUCAAACUGUUUUCACGAGAAUUUCCUAAAGAUACCAAGCAAGUCAAAAGUCAAAUAAUUCAGUCAAAUAACAGUGUAUGUUUGGUGGUCUUGCUGGAUAGUGGUAAACUGGUGUUUUAUUCACUGCCUACAUUGGAGCCAAUGAUGAAUAUCAGCUUGCCCAACACAUGCUUGUUAAGUCGGUUAUCGGAAGCAACUUUAUGUAGCGAUGGACGAAUUGUAUUUUGGACAGGUCAAUAUGAAUUAGAGCAGUAUUCUUUUGUCCAUAAGCCAGAUUUCCCUUUGGGCCAAUCUGUGAUUUUAUUUGAUUCUACUAUUGCUCCUCCAACUCAUUUAUCUUUAGAACAGCAACAUCAAAAACCCAAAAAAUCAUGGUUAGAUACUGUUGCAGGCGCAUUUCAGAAAGAACCAUUGACAAUAGUUGAGUUGGAUACUAUUAUGGGUCGUGUGCCAAUGGAGAAUCCAGAUACUAUUCGUCAACAAAAAAUUGAGGCUUAUAAGGCAAAGGUGCAACAAGAAGCAACAUCCAGUAAGCCAGGUGGCGUGUUUUCUCAAUUGGGAGAUAAAAUGAAUGAGCGUGGAGAGAAAUUGAAUCAAAUGGAGCAAAAAUUUGAGGAACUCAACAAUGCCUCGGGUGAUUUUCUGAAGGCUGUUAAAGAAUACAACGAAAGGCAGGCACGAAAGAAAUGGUGGGAGUUCUAA